Cercocebus atys (sooty mangabey) is the source of this 4552-nucleotide messenger RNA. RefSeq names its product Fanconi anemia, complementation group A (gene FANCA). Gene Ontology annotation, cellular component: Fanconi anaemia nuclear complex. Lineage: Eukaryota; Metazoa; Chordata; Mammalia; Primates; Cercopithecidae. Gene Ontology annotation, biological process: interstrand cross-link repair; regulation of regulatory T cell differentiation. The record is from RefSeq and is a predicted model, not a curated record.
GCAGGGCGCCGCCGCCGGGGCUCUAGGCGCUGACUCCAUGGCCGGCUUGCGGGUCCCGAACUCCGCCUCGGGCCAGGGCCCAGGGGGCCGCCGGAGGUCCUGGACCGAGCUGCUGGCGGGAAGGCUCAAGAGGCAGAAAUACAAUCCUGAAAGGGCGCAGAAAUUAAAGGACUCAGCAGUGCGCCUCCUGCGACGCCACCAGGACCCGACUGCCCUGUUGCUUGAGGUAGAAGGUCCACCGUGUAACAAAUUGUCUCUCAACAAAUUGAUUGACUGUGACAGUUCUGAGGCCUGUGCUAAUCAUUCUAGUUCCUUUAUAGGCUCUGCUUUGCAGGAUCAAGCCUCAAGGCUAGGGAUUCCCGUGGGUGUUCUCUCAGCCGGGAUGGUUGCCUCCAGCGUGGGACAGGUCUGCACAGCUGCGGCGGCGACCAGUCACCCUGUGCUGCUGACUGCGGAGCACAGAAAGAAGCUGUCUUCCCUGUUAGAGUUUGCUCAGUAUUUACUGGCACACAGUAUGUUCUCCCGUCUUUCCUUCUGUCAAGAAUUAUGGAAAAUACAGAAUUCUUUGUUGCUCGAAGUGGUGUGGCAUCUUCAUGUACAAGGCAUCGUGAGCCUGGAAGAGCUGCUGGAAAGCCAUCCCGACAUGCGUUGCCGUGGGACAUGGCUCUUCAGGAAUCUGUGCUGCCUUUGUGAACAGGAUAGAUGCAUUCCCUGCCAGAUGCUGACGUCGCCCAGGGCCAUGCUUUCAGAUUUUGUGCAAAUGUUUGUUUUGAGGGGAUUUCAGAAAAACUCAGAUCUGAGAAGAACUGUGGAGCCUGAAAAAAUGCCGCAGGUCGCGGUUGAUGUACUGCAGAGAAUGCUGAUUUUUGCACUUGACGCUUUGGCUGCUGGAGUACAAGAGGAGUCCUCCACUCACAAGACCGUGAGGUGCUGGUAUGUUCUUGAGGGUGGUGUGCCUGAUGGACACAUGCUCGGCAGUGUCAUCUCCACAGAUUCUCCGAAGAGGUUCUUCAGUCACACGUUGACUCAGAUACUCACUCACAGCCCUCUGUUGAAAGCAUCUGAUGCUGUUCAGAUGCAGAGAGAGUGGAGCUUUGCGCGGACGCACCCUCUGCUCACCGCACUGUACCGCAGGCUCUUUGUGAUGCUGAGUCCAGAGGAGUUGGUUGGCCAUUUGCAAGAAGUUCUGGAAACGCAGGAGGUUCACUGGCAGCGAGUGCUCUCCUUUGUAUCUGCACUGGUUGUCUGCUUUCCAGAAGCGCAGCAGCUACUUGAAGACUGGGUGGCGCGUUUGAUGGCCCAGGCAUUCGAGAGCUGCCAGCUGGACAGCAUGGUCACUGCGUUCCUGGUUGUGCGCCAGGCAGCACUGGAGGGCCCCUCUGCGUUCCAGUCAUAUGCAGACUGGUUCAAGGUAACCUUCCUGUGUCACCGAGGCUGGAAUGGGUGCUCUGUAAAGGCCGUGUUUCUCUACUCAGAACUGUGGAUGUUGGAAGUGAAUUGUGGCCUCCCUGGAGUCCGGCAGUUCCCAGACAAUGGUGCUCACUCUGCCAUCUAUCCUCAGGUGCACAUUCUCCACCCUCCCCUCGUCCGCAAGUACCGCUCCCUCCUCACAGACUACAUCUCAUUGGCCAAGACACGGCUGGCUGACCUCAAGGCAAGCUGCCCCUCCAUGGGGACCUAUGAGGAUUUGUCAUCAGCUGAGGACAUUACUGGACCCCACAGCCAAGCUCUUCAGGAUGUUGAAAAGGCCGUCAUGGUGUUUGAGCAUACGGGGAAAAUCCCAGUUACCGUCAUGGAGGCCAGCAUAUUCAGGAGGCCUUACUACGUGUCCCACUUCCUCCCUGCCCUGCUCACACCUCGAGUGCUCCCCAAAGUCCCUGACUCCCGUGUGGCGUUUAUAGAGUCUCUGAAGAGAGCAGAUAAAAUCCCCCCAUCUCUGUACUCCACCUACUGCCAGGCCUGCUCCGCUGCUGAAGAGAAGCCGGAAGAUGCAGCCCUGGGAGUGAGGGCAGAACCCAGCUCUGCUGAGGAGCCCCUGGAACAGCUCACGGCUGCACUGGGAGAGCUCAGAUCCUCCAUGACAGACCCCAGCCAGAGUGACGUUAUAUCGGCACAGGUGGCAGUGAUUUCUGAAAGACUGAGGGCUGCCCUGGGCCACAAUGAGGAUGACAGCAGCGCUGAGAUAUCAAAGAUUCAGCUCAGCAUCAACGCGCCGAGACUGGAGCCACGGGAAUACACGGCUGUGGACCUCCUGCUGACGUCUUUCUGUCAGAACCUGAUGGCAGCCUCCAGUGUCGCUCCCCCGGAGAGGCAGGGCCCCUGGGCUACCCUCUUCAUGAGGACCAUGUGUGGACGCGUGCUCCCUGCAGUGCUCACCCGGCUCUGCCAGCUGCUCCAUCACCAGAGCCCAAGCCUGAGUGCCCCACAUGUGCUGGGAUUGGCUGCCCUGGCCGUGCACCUGGGUGAGUCCAGGUCUGCGCUCCCGGAGGUGGAUGUGGGUCGUCCUGCCCCUGAUGCUGGCCUUCCUGUCCCUGCACUCUUUGACAGCCUCCUGACCUGUAGGACGAGAGAUUCCUUGCUCUUCUGCCUGAAGUUUUUUUCAGCGGCAAUUUCGUACUCUCUGUGCAAGUUUUCUUCCCAGUCACGAGAUAUUUUGCACAGCUGCUUAUCUCCAGGCCUUAUUAAAAAGUUUCAGUUCCUUGUGUUCAGAUUGUUCUCAGAGGCCCGACAGCCUCUUUCUCAAGAGGACGCAGCCAGCCUUUCCUGGAGACCCUUGUACCUUCCUUCCGCAGACUGGCAGAGAGCUGCCCUCUCUCUCUGGACACACAGAACCUUCCGAGAACUGUUGAAAGAGGAAGAUGUUCAUUUAACUUACCAAGACUGGUUACACCUGGAGCUGGAAAUUCAACCUGAAGCUGAUGCUCUUUCAGAUACUGAACGGCAGGACUUCCACCAGUGGGCGAUCUAUGAGCACUUUCUCCCUAAGUCCUCUGCUUCAGGAGGCUGUGACGGAGACCUGGAGGCUGCGUGUACCAUUCUUGUCAACGCUCUGAUGGAUUUCCACCAAAGCUCAAGGAGUUAUGACCACUCAGAGAAUUCCGAUUUGGUCUUUAGUGGCCGCACAGGAAAUGAGGACAUUAUUUCCAGAUUGCAGGAGAUGGUAGCUGACCUGGAGCUGCAGCAGGACCCCUCAGUGCCUCUCGGCCACACCCCUUCCCAGGGGCACUUCCUCUUUGGGAUUUUCUGCCGACGACUCCAGGCUCUGACAAGCGGUUGGAACGUGGCUGCCAGCCUUCAGAGACAGAGGGAGCUGCUCAUGUACAAACGGAUCCUCCUCCGCCUGCCUUCGUCUGUCCUCUGCGGCAGCAGCUUCCAGGCCGAACAGCCCAUCACUGCCAGAUGCAAGCAGUUCUUCCACUUGGUCAACUCUGAGAUGAGAAACUUCUGUUCCCAUGGAGGUGCCCUGACACAGGACAUCACUGCCCACUUCUUCAGGGGCCUCCUGAACGCCUGUCUGCGGAGCAGAGACCCCUCCCUAAUGGUCGACUUCAUAUUGGCCAAGUGCCAGACAAAAUGCCCCUUAAUUUUGACCUCUGCUCUGUUGUGGUGGCCGAGCCUGGAGCCUGUGCUGCUCUGCCAGUGGAGGAGACACUGCCAGAGCCCACUGCCCCGGGAACUGCAGAAGCUGCAAGAAGGCCGGCAGUUUGCCAGCGAUUUCCUCUCCCCUGAUGCCGCCUCCCCGGCACCUAACCCGGCCUGGCUCUCAGCUGCUGCACUGCACUUUGCGAUUCAACAAGUCAGGGAAGAAAACGUCAGGAAGCAGCUAACAAAGCUGGACUGCGAGAGAGAGGAGCUAUUGGUUUUCCUUUUCUUCUUCUCCUUGAUGGGCCUGCUCUCGUCACAUCUGACCUCAAAUAGUGCCACGGACCCAUCGAAGGCUUUAGGUGUUUGUGCUGCAGUCCUCGAGUGCUUAGAGAAGAGGAAGAUAUCCUGGCUGGCGCUCUUCCAGCUGACAGAGAGUGACCUCCGGCUGGGGCGACUCCUCCUCCGCGUGGCCCCGGAUCAGCAUACCAGGCUGCUGCCCUUCACGUUCUACAGUCUUCUCUCCUACUUCCACGACGACGCGGCCAUCAGGGAAGAGGCCUUCCUGCAUGUUGCUGUUGACAUGUACCUGAAGCUGGUCCAGCUCUUCGUGGCUGGGGACACAAGCACAGUUUCACCUCCAGCCGGCAGGAGCCUGGAGCUCCAGGGUCAGGGCAACCCUGUGGAAUUGAUAACAAAAGCUCGUCUUUUUCUGCUGCAGUUAAUACCUCGGUGCCCGAAAAAGAGCUUCUCACACAUAGCAGAGCUGCUGGCUGAUCGUGGGGACUGCGACCCAGAGGUGAGCACUGCCCUCCGGAGCCGGCAGCAGGCUGCUCCUGACGCUGACCUGUACCAGGAGCCUCAUCUCUUCUGAGAGGACCUACCACUGCACACCAGCCCAGCUCCUUUGUAAAUAAUUUAUUACAAGCAUAACACGGAGCUCUUGUUGCACUAAAAAGUGGAUUACAAA